AUGCAGUGUUAUACCGAACUCAUCCCGCCCUCUGGGGUCACUGCUGCUUUAUCCCUCCCAUUCACCUCCUCUGGGGCCAGUAAUUUGGUAGUAGCGCGUACGUCACUGCUCCAGAUCUUCAGGGUCGAGUAUGUCAACAAUGGGCAAGACGCCAAGCUCAUUCUCAUCGCCGAGUACAACCUUGCGGGAACGGUCACUUCCCUGGGCAGAGUCAAGCCACAGUCAUCGAAAAGUGGUGGCAAUGCAGUUCUCAUUGCCCUUCGAGAUGCUAAAUUGAGCUUGAUAGAAUGGGAUCCUGCUCUGCAUAGCAUAGCUACCACGUCCAUUCAUUACUAUGAGCAAGAUGACCUGCAAGCUGCCCCUUGGCAGCCUGAGCUAUCUGACUGUUUUAGCCGUCUCACAAUUGACCCUAGUAGUAGAUGCGCCGCAUUCAAUUUUGGCGUCAAUCAUCUCGCGAUCAUUCCGUUGUCCCACACAAGCGACGACCUGGCUAUGGAAGGCGAUUUUGAUACUGCGGAGAACGGGGAUGCAACGAACGGGCAAUCGCCAACUAAAACGUCCGGCGGCCCUGGUGGUUCUCAUGACGUUUCGAACCAUCCUUCUUUUGUCCUCCCUACUACUGCCCUCGAUCCUGGCCUUCUCCAUCCUGUUGACAUCGCUUUCCUUUACGAAUAUCGAGAUCCAACAAUCGGGAUACUGUAUUCAACCGCCGCCCGCUCCUCAAACAUGGCUCCUGAACGAAAGGAUGUUACUAUUUAUGCUGUAUAUGCCUUGGAUUUGGAACAGAAGGCAUCCACUUCUCUUCAAUCGGUUCAAAGACUUCCAAAUGAUCUCUAUCGGAUCAUACCACUUCCCUUACCGGUCGGGGGGGCGCUAUUGGUUGGAAGCAAUGAGCUCAUCCAUAUUGAUCAAGGUGGCAAAUCUAGUGCUAUCGCACUCAAUGAAUUUGCGAGAGAGUGCUCAGCAUUCUCAAUGGCAGAUCACUCAGAAUCUCGGGUCAAGUUAGAGGGGUGUCAAAUCGAGCGUCUGAGCAAUGUCAACGGAGACAUGCUAAUCAUUUUGCAAAGCGGGGAGACCGCUAUUCUGUCCUUUCGAAUGGAUGGCCGCUCCUUAUCCGGCAUGUCACUCCGGCGAACAAAUGAAGGCAGUUCUGCGGAGUUCUCAUUGGGAGCUGCCACGUGUACUGCACAUCUUGACCAGGGCUAUGUCUUUGUGGGAAGCGAAGAGUUAGACUCUAUGGUACUAGCGGCAGGAAAACGGCCCAUCCAGCUCAAGCGAAUGACAUCUCGGGCACAACUCCACGCCAAUGGUACUGGCAUGGACCAGGACGAUGAGAAUGAUCAGUCAGAAGACGACGACGACGACCUCUAUGGUGGCAAUUUGCAUGGUCUGGACGGGGGCGCUACUGGGGAGGCCGGGGCUUCAAGCACUGAUCAUCUCCGAGUGACUGACCGUCUUCCCUCCAUUGCCCCAAUCAGUGAUCUUGCGUUCGGGGGCCUCGGAAAGCGUAAACGUGAAGAUUUGCUUGGCCUUGAAAGCUACGAUCGAGAUGAGGUUGAGCUAACUAUCGCUUAUGGCCGAGGCAGAUCAGGCGGUGUCGCUUUUGUUUCAAGAAGACUCGAACCAAAUAUAGUUAAGCGAAUCAAGGUCAACGACAUGACCGGCAUUUGGUGCUUCAGCUCCAUGGCAACCCCUCCAAACGAAGUUUGGGGUGAAAGAAACGCAUUGGUCGACGACCUCGUUAUUGUCUCUCAGACAAUGGAUGAUGGUGUGGGCAAAUCCUCACUUUUGCUCUUAAUUGACGGAGAAUUUCAGCCACGCGGAGCCUCCGAGUUUGAUGGCUCUGCAGGACCAACCAUUGGUGUUGGAAAGCUUGAAGGGACAAAUCAUACCGUUCAAGCCCUUCCAACGGAGAUCCGGGUGUACGACGCAGAUUUUGGCCUUUCUCAGAUCUUUCCGAUAGUCGACGAAGAUGAAGGUCAAGUUGCAAAAGUCGUCAGAUGCAGCUUUGCCGGUCCCUAUGUCGUUGCUCUCAAGGACGACGGGAAAGUAACGUUGCUUAAGGCAGAUAAAGCGGGUGAACUGGACGAGGUCGAGCUUCCGAGCCACUUGUCCUCUAAAUGGAUAGUAUCCAUCACACUGUACGAGGACUACACAGAUUUCUUCCAGACAUCAAGAUUUUACCCGGAUUCUUCUUCGAGACACCUUUUGAGUAUCUUGACCUCGGAAGGCCACUUCAAUCUCCUUUCAUUACCAAAAAUGACCUUUGAGGUAUUUCAAUGCGAAAGUCUACCGUAUCUACCAACAUUCCUAGUGCAAGACCUGCAGAUACCCAAGCAUUGGAGGAACCAGGACGAGAUUGCGGAGAUACUGUUGGCUGAUCUUGGAGACCAGACAGAGCGCCGCCCAUAUCUCUUAGUGCGGAAUACCACGGGAGAUAUAAUCCUCUAUGAGCCUUUUGCUGUACCAGAUGUGACUGGAAGCUUCAAGUUCAAGAAGGUGGCAACAGAAACAAUCGCAAACUUCGAGGAUCAGUACAAUCCAGAAGGCGAGAGUCUGCUUAGACCUCCCAUGCAGGCUAUCAGCAAUACGCUUGGCUAUGCGUGGGUGUUUGUCCCAGGCUCGACAUCUGCAGUGGUCCUUAGGCAUGCUUCAACCGCUCCACGUGUCUAUGAGCUGAAGUCGCAGGGCAUACGAUCCAUUUGCAAUGUAAGGUCUAAUGAACCAACUGACCGCUUCAUUCUCGUGGGCGAAAACGAUGAAGUCUGCUUUGCUGAGUUCCCCUCGAACUGCGUCAUCGGGUUGUCCUCCUGGUCGAUCAAGCGAAUCCCCCUUGGGCAAGAUGUUGCCUCGGUAUCCUACUUCAUGCCAACAGAUUCAUAUAUUUUGGGAACCAACUAUACUGCCGAUUUUCAACUACCUCAAGAUGAUGAGUGGCACCCGGACUGGCGAAAUGAAGGGACAAAUUUUCUACCUACCGCGCUCCAGAGUUCUCUCAAGCUUUUCAGCCCUUCUACACAUUCGGUAAUCAGCCAGUAUUAUUUUGACGUAUCUGAACGCAUUUUGUGCGUCAAGUGUCUUAACUUGGAAAUCUCAGAGGAGACACAUGAACGAAAGGACUUGAUUGUGGUGGGCACAGCUAUUGUUAAGGGUGAAAAUGUGACUACGAGAGGGAACCUCUACAUUUUCGAUGUUGUUGAUGUGGUCCCAGAACCUGACGUACCUGAGACAGACCUCAAAUUGAAGAUGAUCGCCAAAGAAGAUGUGCGUGGCGCUGUCUCUGCUAUCUCUGAUGUUGGUUCCCAAGGCUUUGUGCUUGCUGCACAGGGUCAAAAGUGUAUGGUUAGGGGUUUGAAGGAAGAUAUGUCGAUCCUGCCCGUGGCAUUCUUGGAUAUGCGAUACUACGUCCAAGUAGCCAAAGAACUGCAUGGGACGGGGUUGUGCAUUCUCGGUGAUGCAUUCUCUGGUCUGUGGUUGGUAGGGUACGCCGAAGAGCCCUAUAAGCUACAGAUUCUUGGCCGCGACUUCGAAAACCCGGAAGUCAUCGCAGCGGAAUUCCUCCCUGAUGGGAAAUCACUUUACAUAAUCUCUUCCGACGUCGACGGGCAGCUGAGGGUGCUACAAUAUGACCCAGAGGAUCCGAAGACUGAGCGUGGCAGCAGCCUUCUUCUUCGGAGUACUUUCAACAUUGGUGCAAGUCCUACAACCAUGACUCUCAUGCCACAGAAAACAGUCGCCAGUGCUCGACGAUCCUCCAAUGCCUCUGCGGACACGACUAAUGACUCCCAAACAAACUCGCAACAACAAAUACUCAUCACCACACAGUCUGGAUCGCUCUGCAUGCUUACACCCGUCCCCGAAGCAACCUACCGUCGUCUAUCCACGCUGCAAAACAUUCUCCUUACGACACUAGACUUCCAACCAUGUAGCUUAAACCCACGAGCAUACCGCCAGGUCGAAACGGAUGGGAUUGGAGGAAGGGGCAUCAUUGAUGGCAACUUGGUCAGGAGAUGGUGGGAGAUGAGCACGCAACAACGAGCUGCAAGCGCAGACAAGGCUGGAGGAAGCAUAUGGGAGGUCCGAGGAGAUCUCGAGUUGAUCAAAGGUGGUGAUUUAGCACUGUAG
Exophiala aquamarina CBS 119918 is the source of this 4125-nucleotide messenger RNA. RefSeq lists its product as uncharacterized. The coding region runs from base 1 to 4125 and encodes 1374 amino acids. Gene Ontology annotation, cellular component: mRNA cleavage and polyadenylation specificity factor complex; nucleus. The transcript is spliced from 2 exons. NCBI's taxonomy places the organism in Eukaryota, Fungi, Ascomycota, Eurotiomycetes, Chaetothyriales, Herpotrichiellaceae. The record is from RefSeq and is a predicted model, not a curated record. Gene Ontology annotation, molecular function: nucleic acid binding; protein binding.